UUCCGUCGUGGCCGGAAAGAGUUUGCAGUGCUGUCAUUGCCCCAGCUUUCUUUUUCCUGGGCCAGACUCCGGCAGAGUGCACAAUGGGCCGUGUAAUACGAGGUCAAAGAAAAGGUGCAGGUUCUGUUUUCAGGGCCCAUGUGAAACACAGAAAGGGUGCAGCAAAGCUGAGGGCUAUUGAUUUUGCUGAAAGACAUGGCUAUAUCAAGGGCAUUGUAAAGGAUAUCAUUCAUGAUCCUGGUCGAGGAGCCCCUCUUGCCAAAGUGGUUUUUCGCGAUCCAUAUAGGUUUAAAAAACGAACAGAACUGUUCAUUGCAGCGGAGGGCAUUCAUACAGGACAGUUUGUUUAUUGUGGCAAGAAAGCUCAGCUCAACAUUGGCAAUGUCCUGCCUGUUGGUACAAUGCCAGAAGGCACCAUUAUCUGCUGUCUUGAAGAGAAACCUGGAGAUCGUGGAAAACUAGCUCGGGCUUCUGGAAAUUAUGCCACCGUUAUUUCCCACAAUCCUGAAACAAAGAAGACCAGGGUGAAGCUGCCCUCUGGAUCUAAGAAGGUGAUCUCUUCUGCAAAUCGAGCAGUUGUUGGUAAAUAUUACCCCUAACAUUUCUGAACCUAA
Messenger RNA from Thamnophis sirtalis, 614 nucleotides. RefSeq names its product ribosomal protein L8 (gene RPL8). Gene Ontology annotation, cellular component: ribosome; cytosolic large ribosomal subunit. Gene Ontology annotation, molecular function: RNA binding; structural constituent of ribosome. The record is from RefSeq and is a predicted model, not a curated record. Gene Ontology annotation, biological process: cytoplasmic translation. Lineage: Eukaryota; Metazoa; Chordata; Lepidosauria; Squamata; Natricidae.